GUUUUGUGGAAGUAUACUACUUUGUCAUUAUGAGAUGUCGUCUCUCGGCACCUCCUUUGUGCAAAUUAAAUUUGAUGACUUGCAGUUUUUUGAAAACUGCGGUGGAGGAAGUUUUGGGAGUGUUUAUCGAGCCAAAUGGAUAUCACAGGACAAGGAGGUGGCUGUAAAGAAGCUACUGAAGAUAGAGAAAGAGGCAGAAAUACUCAGUGUCUUGAGUCACAGAAACAUCAUCCAGUUUUAUGGAGUAAUUCUUGAACCUCCCAACUAUGGUAUCGUCACAGAAUAUGCUUCUCUGGGAUCACUCUAUGACUACAUCAACAGUAACAGGAGUGAGGAGAUGGAUAUGGAUCACAUUAUGACUUGGGCCACGGAUGUAGCCAAAGGAAUGCACUAUUUACAUAUGGAGGCUCCUGUCAAGGUGAUUCACAGAGAUCUCAAGUCCAGAAAUGUUGUUAUAGCAGCUGACGGAGUAUUGAAGAUCUGUGACUUUGGUGCUUCUCGGUUCCAUAACCAUACAACACACAUGUCACUGGUUGGAACUUUCCCGUGGAUGGCUCCCGAAGUUAUCCAGAGUCUCCCUGUCUCUGAAACUUGUGACACAUAUUCCUACGGUGUGGUUCUCUGGGAGAUGCUAACAAGGGAGGUCCCCUUUAAAGGUUUGGAAGGAUUACAAGUAGCUUGGCUUGUAGUGGAAAAAAACGAGAGACUAACCAUUCCAAGCAGUUGCCCCAGAAGUUUUGCUGAACUGUUACAUCAGUGUUGGGAAGCUGAUGCCAAGAAACGACCAUCAUUCAAGCAAAUCAUUUCAAUUCUGGACUCCAUGUCAAAUGAUGCAAGCCUUCCUGACCAGUGUAACUCAUUCCUGCACAACAAGGCAGAGUGGAGGUGCGAAAUUGAGGCAACCCUUGAGCGGCUAAAGAAGCUAGAGCGUGAUCUCAGCUUUAAAGAGCAAGAGCUCAAAGAACGGGAAAGACGGCUAAAGAUGUGGGAGCAGAAGCUGACGGAACAGUCCAACACCCCGCUUCUCUUGCCUCUUGCUGCAAGAAUGUCUGAGGAGUCUUACUUUGAAUCUAAGACAGAGGAGUCAAACAGUGCAGAGAUGUCAUGUCAGAUCACAGCAGCAAGUAACGGGGAGGGACAUGGCAUGAACCCAGGUCUGCAGGCCAUGAUGCUGAUGGGCUUUGGGGAUAUCUUCUCAAUGAACAAAGCAGGAGCGGUGCUGCAUGCUGGGAUGCAGAUAAACAUGCAAGCCAAGCAGAAUUCUUCCAAAACCACAUCUAAGAGAAGGGGAAGGAAAGUCAACAUGGCCCUGGGGUUCAGUGAUUUUGACUUGUCAGAAGGUGAUGAUGAUGAUGAUGAUGGUGAGGAGGAGAAUGACCUGGAUAAUAAUAGUGAAUGAAAGCAGAAAGAAAACUAAGAAAAUUGGAAAUGUUCAGAAAAAAUAAAAGUAUGUGCUAUCUCAGUCUGUACAAAAACAGUUAAGGAGGCAGAAAACCAAGCACUGCAUUUUUAGGUCAGUUAUAUUUACAGGACAGUAAUUCACUUUUUACUUAUUUUUGCUUACAGAAAAGGAGGGGGAUUAAGCCAAAGGUAUAUUUAUGAAUCAGCAAAUGUGGUGCCUGAUUAUAGAAAUUUAUGCUUCUGUACAAUAUAGUAAUGUAAUGAUAUUCUGGCUUUUUCUUCUUAAUGAAUAUUUUAUAAUUUGUAUUUGACUUUAUUUUAUUACCUUUAUUCAGCUCGUUAAGAAAACUUACAUUUUGAACAAGCACCUUUUACUCCUAAUUCUUCUUUGACACUUGGUUCUUCUGUAAGGCACUAUAUUUUUUUCUCAAGACAAUAUAAUGUCAGAAAUGAUUGAUAGUGACUACAAAAUCCAGCUACAAGAAAAUGAGAUAAAGGGUUAUAACAAAAGGCUUCUUCAGAAAUAACCUAAGUGCCAAGAAUUUUUCCAUACUAAAUAGUACAGCUACCCAAAGUAAAACCCAGGAGGUGUUCUCAGUAAUACAUUUGAGGGAAGAAGACUCUGAUUUGAAGCCAACUGCAGAAGCCACAAGCUUGCAUUCCAGUGCUAUUCCUGGAAACUUCUUAACAACACCACACUGCAUCCGAGGCUUAACUUGUACUUUAUACACACACAUGCGCGCGCACAGUCUUAAAGGGAUGUCACCAGGUGUGCUUAUGCUGAGCAUUGGCCUGCUCUGCAUGCCCAGUAAGGCAUGCUACGUGCUUGUUUGUUUCUUUGUUUUCCAGAGGGGCAUAACAAUCCCGGAUUCUUAAUGUAUGUGUCCAUAUCUUAAGAAGGAAAUUAAAUAUUAUAAAAAGAAUAACAAAGACACAUUAUCCUCGCUGAGGCAAAAGCUCACUGUAAAGUGUCCUUUCUGUAUCAGAUCUAGCUUUCCAGAAUUGUCUUUUUUUAAUCCUGCUCCUGUAUGCUGGUGUUUUAGAAAAAUAGGUACAGGUGCUGCUCCGAAACCUUGGCCACUCAGAAUAUUUUCUAAGUACUAUCGCAUUUGUCAAAGCAUGUUUAACCUAUGAGACAUUUUAAAAUGGUAAUUAGGUAAGAAAGGCAAAAGAACAAAGGUCUUUUUAAAAAAUCUGAACUAGAAAGCAGUAUCAAUUUGACUCUUAAGCUAAAAUAAUUUUGGUGGCUCUUUAUAUGGACAUUUUAAGCAAGGAUACAGAUGUUCCUAAUACAUCUCUAAGUAUAUUUUACCAUGAAAAGUCUUGGAAUUUGAAAUACAGUUUGCUUCUAAUCCCUACUGAAAGCUGAAAAACACUAUCAAAUGAUCAAUAUGUCAUGAUAACUUUAUUUGGGGAGAAAUAACUGGUAGUAUGUUCUGAGUUCUGCUUUGCUGUUGUGGUCUUGGAAAAAUGCAAUCUCCAUGGGUCUGUUUGUUCAUCAUUAACUUGGGAAUAAUGAUAACCUACUUCAGAACACUGUCGUGAGAAUUACAAGAAAUAAUAUGAGAAGUGCUUAACACAGUACCAGGCCCAUGGUGAAUGGCCAGGUAAUGUCAGCUGCUAUUGUGCUAAUGAGAAGGCACAGACAAACAAGUAGUUUCCAUACCCUUCUGGAAAACUAAACUAUGAAUUUCAAGUGAUACUUGCUUAGUCCAAAAUGAAAUUAAAAGUGGAAAGCAUUCAAUAAAGAUGAAGAGACCAUUAUUAGAAUGUAAGCCGUACAAACAGAUGCAAUCCAGUUGCUCUUUGGAAAGUGUGAGCCCUGGCCAGGUGCAGCUGGUGUGGGGUGUUGCAGGCUGCCACCACCCACAGGUAGAGUAAACACAGAAGGAGCCCGCAAAGCUUUUCCCUAGAAAAUAGGUCCCCCUCACAGCUGCUCUGCUUUACUCCUCUGUCUGUGCACACAUAGACCCACAUGCAUGUGCACAUGCAUGGCCAGCUUGUGCUCAGACAGAGGUACUUCCUGACUUCAGCCAGCCACUCAGGCAGAAAAGUGAUGGAGAGAAGCAGAUGGGGGAUGACUUCCACUCCCUACUUCCCAGGAGGUCCUGACCAGGGGCCCCGAUGAAGAGAGCAGAAGGCAUGGGGCUCUAAAUCCUCUUACGCAUCUUCAGGCAAAAGCUGGCGUCAUUUGUUCAGCUGAUACUCUUGGAGGCUCCUCUCUGUGCCUGUACUGUUCUAAGAGCAGCUAGAUGAAAACCUUUGGGCUUGUGGUGCUUACACACUAGAGCUUACGUGUUAGUGAGAGGAGUUCGACAAUCAACACAGCGCCUCAUUGUAAUAUGUUAGCGUCCACUAAGUGCAUGUGAAGCAGAGACGGACGAUGAGGCCAGAGCGGGGUGUGGAGGUUUUUAGUGUGGCCAAGGAAGGACCCACUGAUGGUCACAUGAGCAAAACUGAGGAGGGUGAGGGGAUCUCAGCGUGGCAGGAUCUUCAUGGGUUAUGUCAAUAUAAUCCUCGCCUUUCACUUGAGAGUAGUCAGGCACAGGUUUAGAACAUUUAACCAGAAUGAAACUGAUGCCUUGAUAUUUACAUAUAAACCCAUAUGGUUACGUAUAGUUUGGGUGCAUUAAAAGUAACGAAAUAGGGCCAAAAGAGAAAAGUUACAGGACUCUAUACCAAGACCCAGGUGCACCAUUACUGAGGUAAGAUUUCCCUCAUCUUUUAGUUGCUACUGUUUUCCUCACCAAUAUUCAGAAAAUGUUCAUGGCUCAACAUUCUGCCAUCUAGAAACCACAAGGAUUUAGGGUAGAACAGAGUUGUCCCCAGAGAGGAGCUUGUGGUUUUCCUCUACCUGGAAUUAUGUUUGGCAUUGGCUGCUUUACCUUCUGUUCCAAAUCAUUGUCCUUCUAGUGGUUUGCAAAACAUGAAAACAUCCCUGAACUCCAAAUUGCACAAUUUUAUAUUCUCACUCUAUCUGUGAAGAUUAUUUAGAAGACUUUAGAGUCUAUUAAUUUUAUUGAUUUUAUUUUUUUAAUGCCUGCCAAUUUUUAAAUGUUUAUUAAUUAAAAAUGUCCACUAUAUGCACAAUUUCUAGAGAUGAUGUUAAUUGUACAGUUUAUAAUUCACUUUACACAUUAAUUUUUCAAAUGGCAAAAUAUCAGUGUUAGAUUUAGUUCUGAUUUCUUGACUUACAAGAAUGUACAUUUCAAAAGAGAAGAGUUAAAGAAACACUUAGAAAUGUGAAGAUUCAAAAUGAAGAUUGAAAUGCCAAAUUAUGGUAAUAAUUAUGAGAGUCAUACAUUUGAAACUCCUUUUUUUUCCUUUGUGCAGAAAGUUGAAUGUGUAAAGUUUGAUACGACCCUACCAGGGCUUCUCACCUGGCAUAGUGCCAUCACCUAAUGGCAUUUGUGGGUGCUGGGGCACAUUUUCAGUUAUCACAGUGAAUGGGGCAGCGUUUAGUGCCCACUGCCAAGAC
Messenger RNA from Fukomys damarensis (Damara mole-rat), 4879 nucleotides. It is a transcript of the gene Map3k20, whose product is annotated as mitogen-activated protein kinase kinase kinase 20. Lineage: Eukaryota; Metazoa; Chordata; Mammalia; Rodentia; Bathyergidae. The transcript has 11 exons. Gene Ontology annotation, cellular component: cytoplasm. The coding region runs from base 35 to 1399 and encodes 454 amino acids. Gene Ontology annotation, molecular function: protein kinase activity; ATP binding. Gene Ontology annotation, biological process: protein phosphorylation. The record is from RefSeq and is a predicted model, not a curated record.